Saccostrea echinata is the source of this 7172-nucleotide messenger RNA. RefSeq lists its product as uncharacterized. The transcript has 9 exons. The record is from RefSeq and is a predicted model, not a curated record. The coding region runs from base 1 to 4683 and encodes 1560 amino acids. Lineage: Eukaryota; Metazoa; Mollusca; Bivalvia; Ostreida; Ostreidae.
AUGGCAGAACAGAGAACUUGUGUGAUGAUUGAAUUGUGUGUACAUAUGAACAGAAUCAGGCUGAAUGUUUUGAAUGAUGUGGAUAUCCUGCUGGGAUACCCUCUAGACUUAGAUAGUGUCAGACUUUUAGAGAUAAGGGCUACAUGGGAGAACAAGGUUCACAAAGAGCCUAAAAGAAGUGAAGCAGGACUUCCUACACCUUUAGAGGAUCUCUAUCAGUAUGUAUUUGGUCAUGAUAUAGAUGAGGACAACAUGGCAACCAACCCAGAAGUCUGGGACAGUGGGUUACAGCCUAUCAGAAACAUCCAGAGUGGUGGUCAAGAAACGUGGACUAGUUCAAGUUCUGUAGGUCAAUCACAUGGACAAACAACACCAAUAUCUUUCAGUCAAGAGAUAGGCACUAUAGGCACAAUAACAAAUGGACCUGCACAACAACAGUCAAAUCAGUUUAUGCCAGGAAGCAUCCAGCAGACACCUUCUCCAAGCAUUUACCCAACAUAUCAGCAGUACACAGCCACUUACCAAAGGUCAGUGAGAGUAGCAGAUCAACAGAACCAGUUUAAUGGCACACCUUUGACACCAGCAUCAAGUACCAACCAAUAUAGGAACCCCUCUGCUUACACAACACUUGCCAGUGCUGGAGUUACUCUUGGAACUUCCAUCAAUCAGAAUGCCCCUUUGGGUAGAUCUUUGGCACAUCAGCCUGGCCAACAGCCAUAUUAUUCACAAGAUAUGGGAAUUUUUCAAGUACCUCGGCCAAAUCAAAGAGUACCAAUGUCACAUACUGACAGUUCUCAGAGAAUAGGGUCCAGAUCUAAUGGGACUCAGUCGCAGUCAGAAAUGUUUAGAAACUUCUCAGUACCUCCUCAACAGAGCUUUUCAACACAAGGUUACACCAGAGUCAGAAACCAAGUAGGGACCACCUACACUCAAGGGAAUAAUUAUUUGAGAGGUCAUGUUACAAACCAAAUGAUGAGACAAUAUUCCAUGCCAAAUGUAAAUGGACCAAGGCUACCAAAUCGGUACCAUCCACCACAAAAUUUACAACAAUUUGAUCCACCCCAAAGAAACAUCACUCCUCAACAUAAUGCACCACCAUUGAGUAGGCCUCAAAUGCACCCAGCUUUUAGACCUCAACCAAGCAUCCAACAGAUGGUGAAUCCCAUACAUUCACCGACAAUGACCGAGCAACUUCAGUCUUCCCCAGAAUGGCAAUCAUUUCAACAGAAGUCAACAACUUUGUCAGCAGUUAUUCCACAGGGUCCAAAGAUUGGAUUCUUUCUCCACUGUCGCCAAUUGUACGAACAUUACCUGAAGAAUUUCUCAGUAUUAAAUCCUGGAGGUCAGCCAUCUGCAUUUUCUGAAUUUUGUGAUGCUUAUCUCAAACGUCAGGAGGAAAUUGGGAUAUUUAAAGAUUUUCCUCCCUUGAUGAAUACAUCAGAUAUUCAAGUGAAUGAACCUUCAGACAAGUCAGUGUUGGGACAAUGGUACAGACUCCCAGAAGACAGGCAGGAACAGGUUAGUUGUUUAAGAUCAGUAAACGGAUCUGAUUCAGCAGAAAUGAAUAUGAACACAGUUGUUCAAUCAGUCACGUCUUACAAUAAUGAAAUACAAGUCAGUCAACAAAGUGAAGUCCAAGCAACCUCUGCCGAUCCUAGUGAUAAACUUGAAGCCUCUGACCAUCAGGAAUACAUCAUCAGUCCUAUUGAAAAUGACUCACAGUCUUUUAAAAUAGAAUUGAAUGAAAACUGGGAAAGUGAACAAACUGUCAGUCCUGAAAGAGAGCAAGAUGACUCUGAGGUUACACUCUCAUCUGAUGAAAUAGAUAAUGGCCAAAAAGAUAGGCAUCAGUACAUGAUGGUUAAAUUACCAUUUCAUCCCCCCUCCAAGACGAAACAAAAGAAGAAAAGUUCAAUGUCUGCCAAUCAGAAAGUUAUAUUGUCAAAUAAAGGUAUCAAGAAACUGUCUGAUGUCCUCAGUAAGGUGAUGGUGAACAUUAAACAAACAUUAGACCCCACACCAGAUAUCAUAACUUCUACAGCCGAGUCUAUUUUAAACACAGAAACUUCAGUAAUGGAAACAGAACCAACACCUAUUGAUCAUGCCAGAACUCCAGUGCUUACUGAGAUAUCCACAGUUGAAAAUAAUUCAUCAGAAAAAAAUGAGUAUAUCAGUGAGGAAAAAGAGCAAAGUACUUCUCUGAAGAAGCAGGAAGAUGAUACCGGUGCCAUCAAAAGGAAGCGAUUCCCAACUGAUGUGGAUCAAGAAAGUACAACACAAGAUUUAAAUGUUCAUCCGUCCAAAAAACUCUGUAAGGAGUCUGAUCAGAGGAACCAAGAUUUCGCCCAGUCUCCCAAAGACAACAUGAUCUCAGAGGUAAAAUCUGCAGACAGUGAGACAGUGAAGAAGAAAGCUCAGAAGGAUCCUCAACAACAUCAGCAACCCAUGUUGGAAGAUAAGAAUGUGUGUCAUACAAAUGAGGAAACUGAGAAAGAGGUGUACUCAGACUCUAAUCUGGCAUCCACUCAGAAUCAAAAAGUACCUCCACCAGAAACAACUUGUAUACUUGUUGAAGCACGUUCACGUUUCCCAAUAAAGUUCCAUGGGGAAAAAGUUUUGUGCAUAAAUUGUGAGGAUGGACCACACCUGUUAAUGCGAGAAAUUUUGAAGAAAAACUUUGUAUCUCUGGCACAAGCCAAAGCUGGUAAAGACAUUCCUGCUAAAAAUUUGCACUAUAAAUAUUUUACAGAUGUAUUUUUGGCCAAAGAACGUGACCUGAACAUUCGCUAUAAAGAAUUGCCAGAGGAGAGGAGAGUUGAGGUUAAAGAAUACAUGAUAAAGUCAGAAAUUCUUACAAGAACAACAAAAGGAAACCACAUUGGAAUUAUCCAUGUUAGUGAUGCUCACAGGCUGUAUCAGUAUUUUUUUGGACUGAAAAAUUGUGGACCUGACUGUAUUCAGUUGUACCCCAGCACUGAUAAUACCAAUGCGACAUCAGAGAAGUCAAGAAAAUGUUCUCUGGAUGGAGGAACAGGAAAGGCUGUUGAAGUCACAGUUGUUGAAAUAGAUAGUCCUAAAAGGAAAACUAACUCAUCCACUGAAUAUGAAAGUGAUGCUACAAUUCCAUAUGCUGAGGAGAGUGAUGAGGAUAAUGAUGAUGAUGUUAUUCUGCUAGAUGUUUUCAGUUCUACAGAUUCACAAGAUGGAGUGACAACAAAUGAAGAGAUGAAGACGAAGCAGCUUAGUACUGGAGAAAGUAAUCAGGAUGAUAUCAUAGACAAAGAAAUAAAGACAGAACAGCAAAUAGAGGAAGGCAGUCAGGAUGUUUUCUUAAAGGAGGUAGUUCAGCCUGUUAAAAUAGUACAGGUAGACACAACUGAAGAAGGUAGUCAAGAAGUUGAAGAUGAAAUGUGUAGUGAGAAAAUCCAAGGAGACAGUAUUGAUCUAGAAAAGGGCAUUAAUAAUGAUAUAGACAAUAUAGAUGAGAGUGAAAAUAAUGAAUGUGAGGUAUUACUGAGGGGAGGUAUUGCCCCUUUGUAUGGAGCACAUUUCAGGUUUCUUGUCAUUGAUGGAUUAAAGUUUUAUCCUUUUGCUGACUUGUGUAAAAGAUUUGAUGUUCAAGAUCUUACUGAGUGUAUGAGGAGGAGAAAGGACAAUAAGUACAGGGCAUUUAGAUGUGAACAGAUAGAGGCAGAUUUCUUCAAUCGAUUGGAGCCUUCAUUGCCAGAGAUGACAGAGAAUGCAACUCUCCUUGAGGAAGAGAUUCUGUUUGAUAUUGUCAAACAGAUAGAACCUGAAAAGCAAGAUCAAGUUGGUCAAACUGAGCAUGAACCUGAGAGGAGUGAUCAACUUGAAAAAGUGUCAUCUAUUGAGAGAACAAAUAUCAUGCCAAAGAACCCAGACCAUUUAGAGGUUACUGAUCAAAACAUGUCACCUUCAAUUAAAUUUCAACAAAAUGGACAAAAAACUAAUUCCAUCACAGAAGACUCAGCAGAGAAGGUGCCAAGUGCUGAAGAGAGAUCUCCAACAGGUGAGACAGUGAGUCACCACAAGAGUAAUGCAGAAGAAAUCAUGCUAGAGGAAAGGAGAAGUCCUGCUCAACCCGGUACCCCUAUCCAGAGUAAGAAGAUGUCAAACAAUGUGGAUCUGUGUCAAACAAAUGAGGUCUCCAGCACUGUACAGACACCCAUUUCUGAGAAGAGACAGGCACAGAGAAAUUUGGACGAAGACUUCACAACAACCGAAGAUCAGCAUAAAAAUGUUGUGGAAAGCAGUUCUUCUGAGUUGGAUUGCUUCAGUAUGUUGCUGAAUUCCUUGGCAAACAACAAUAACAACAGCCAAAACACUCUUUUGGACCCUAAUACCAUGCAUGAUGUCCAAGCUGCCCUGUCCAGUAUACCCCCGACAGCAGAUGAUGCACAGAUUGAGCAAACUCUCCAAAGGUUCUUUAAAUCCUGUGAAGAAACCUGCUCUGAAUCUCAUUGGAUUGUCACCAAAGCAUUCGUCUCUGUUCUGAAACAAAAUCUGGUUUUGCAAAAUGAACUUAAUAGCCUGAGGUCAGGUAUUGCUGAUCUAAAGGAAGAAAAAGUAAAAUUGGAUGCUGCAACUCAAAGAUGCAGAGAGAUAACGAAGCAAAUGGAUGACAUAGAGGAUGUCCUCCUGUUAGAGUGUGAGGAGAAUUAAUCAGAGAGAGGAGAAGCUCUGUAUGCACUAUACUGAAAAUACUGAACAACUUUAUCAGUAUCUCUUAAAGCUUUCACAGAUUUUUUUGAAAAUUUGUAUUUAUUAAAAAAAAAUUUUAAAGAAAUAUUUCUGACAGUAAUAAAUGCUUAGGCAAACACUAUACGAUUAAUAUAUGCAUAUGUGCCUUUCUGACAUUUAGUCAAGUAAUAUUUGUUUGUUUUUUUAUGCAGAAAAAAUGAAUUCAUAGAAAUGUAGCAUUGCAUAAAAUGUCCAUUCCUUUAUAAGAAGUAACUCAGGUAAUUUCAGAAAACUCUGGUUAGCUCUACUGAUCAGAGACCAGAAAAGCUUAUGUGAUAGUAAGGUGUCCGUCGUCUGUCCAUCUGUCUGUCUGUCUGUCUGUAAACAAUUUUUCAAAAUGCUACUCCUCCUGCAGUUUUGGUCUGAUUUCAAUAUAACUUGGCACACAAGUAGACUACACUAAGAUAUAUAAUUCUGUAUAUCGGUUUUUGAUUUCAAUGAAUGGUGUUGCUAUGAUUACUAAAAAUAGAAAUUUCUGUGAAAAACUUUUGGGGGUGUGGGUGCGGCCCCACCCUGGGAACGUGUGACCGGAGGGGCAUCCCCGGGGGUGCCCUACAAGGCCCCUUUUUCGUAUCUUAGAAUGUAUCAAGUAGGUAUGUCAGGAGCGCCAAAAUCAAAACGCUACUCCUCCUACAGUUUUGAUCUGAUUUCAUUAUAACUUGGCACACAAAUAGACAAUACUAAGAUACAUAAUUCUAUUUAUCUGUUUUUGAUUUCAAUGAAUGGUGUUGCCAUGGUUACUAAAAAUAGAAAUUUCUGUGAAUACAUUCAAAAUGCUACUCCUCCUACAUUUUUGAUCUCAUUUCAUUAUAACUUGGCACACAAGUAGACUACACAAAGAUACAUAAUUGUUUUUAUCGGUUUUUGAUUUUGAUGAGCGGUUUUGCCAUGGUUACUAAAAAUAGAAUUUUUUUGAAAAACUUUCAAAGUGUACUCCUCAUACAUGUUUUGUCUGAUUUUAGUAUAACUUGGCAUAUAAGUAGACUACAUAAAGAUACAUAAUUGUCAUUAUUGCUUUUUGAUUUUGUUGAAUGAUGUUGCCAUGGUUACUUAAAUCGAAAAUUCUGUAAAAUUAUUUUAAAAGACUACUCCUCCUACAGUUUUAUUCUGAUUGCAAUAAAUCUUGCCACAAAGACGGACUAAACCAAGGAUCAUUAUUCUAUUUAUUGCUGUUGCAAAGUUUCAAGUCCAAGUGCUACUUUUAUCUUCCUUUAUAAGUACAACCAGUAGAGCUACAGUCUCAUCAGAGACUUCUGGUUUUGAUUUUAUUAUGCUAUUUUCAAAUUACAUUUUGUAAUCUGGGCGAUUUAAUAGUUGCUGGUAUUUUUCUGUAAGAUAGUUCAUGCAGUCUGUAUUAUGCAAAUAGUUCCAAAAAAAUCAGUCUGCUUCAUAUUACAGAUUCUGUAUCAAAGAUUAAUGAGAUCACAUAAUUUUGAUGUAUGUUUGUAUCUUUGUACACCAUCAUGAAUGUGUUCCCAUCAUACUGGAAUUUGGACAAUCUCAAAAAUGUGUUCCUUUUGACUUUUAUGCAAAGAGUUUAUGCCACAAACAGUAUUUACAUGUAUGUAAGAAUAAUUGAGCUUAAAAUAUGCAAACAAUCAUUAACAAUCAUUAUUUAUAUAUCUGGCAGGAAGGCUUUUAUUAAUGCACCAUACUGUUGACAUUUUUUGCCACUUUUUGAUUUGCUUUUUUGUAUUAUUAUUUUGGAUGUGAUUUUCCUUUACCAGUGCAAGAAGCAGGGCAUUAUUUGUUACAUGUAUUUUUGUAUGUAUUGUUCAAUGUUCAUAAUUUCUGUUUUGGUAAAAUUGCAUUGUUGCAUUCAAGGGGUAUUGCUUAGUGCUCUUCAGUAGUGUUUCAGAAUUAAUAGUUUUUGUUCACCUGAUAUUGAAGAUGAUGUAAGAAUAUGAUGAGGCACUUGUUAAAAAAUCAAAUAUGAAUGUGUUCAAAAAAUUUGGUAGUUAUAGUUCAAAGACAAAUAUUUUCAAAGCAUUUUGAACUCUAUCAGAUUUUAAAUAAAAAUAGUUUGUAUACCUGUAGCCAUGGACUUUCCAGUGAACAUAGUAAGAUAGUUAGGCCAGGAAAAAUUAAUCUUUAGAUUCUCAGGAGAACAUUCAAGAUUGAGACAAAGUUUUUCUUCUCUUGGAUGAAUGGUAGACUUGGUUUUUCAGACAUAUUUUGUGGAGUAAUAUACAGAAUCAAUGUAUGAAACAUAUUUUUUCAAUUUCACUCAGUGAAUAUUCUAAUCAUAUUUUUGGUUUAUCUCAGGCAUUCCUAUCUUAGUAACUCGUAAAAAAAAAAAUGAUUCACUUCCUACAAUCAUUUAUAUGCAUUGUUUAUCUUUGUUUUAAACCAGACUGGAAUUCAUGUUCACCAAACUGUAUUUUUUGACACCAUUAAAGCACAUAGAUAAA